AUGUUGGAAGACUUAGCACAAAGGUUCUCUGGUAUCAAGGUUGCUAGGAAGUUAAGAGACAUUAAAGUCAAAUUAAAGAAAUGGAACAAGGAAGUUUAUGGUAACAUUAAGACAAAUCUAGAAUACAAUAUUCAACACUUGGAUUGGAUCACCAAAAUUCAAUUUAACAACAAUAGGGGACAGGCUAUCAGAGAUGCUAAGAAGAAAGUUGAACAUUGGCAGAAUAUCCAAGAAAGCUUCUGGAAGACUAAAAGCAGGGACCAGCUCAUCAAACUUGGAGAUAAAAACACCAUCUACUUCCAUAUAUCAGCCAAGAAAAGAUAUAGAAGGAAUAAAAUUGUCUCAAUCCAACAAGAAAAUGGCAAUUGGCUACAUAACAGUAAUGAGAUAGCUCUUUACUUCACCAAUCAUUUUUUUACUAUGGCUACAGCUGAACCUAUAACCAUCAAUCAAUCCCUCAUAAAUCUCAUUCCCACCACCAUAACCAACACUGAGAACAGUAAUCUUUUAAGAACUCCUGAUGCAGUAGAAAUCAAAGAUAUUCUAUUUAGCAUGGCAGGGGACAAGGAUCCAGGACCUAAUGGCUUCCUACCAAAUUUCUUCCAAGCUAUCUAG
This is a messenger RNA of Papaver somniferum (opium poppy), 615 nucleotides long. RefSeq lists its product as uncharacterized. The record is from RefSeq and is a predicted model, not a curated record. The coding region runs from base 1 to 615 and encodes 204 amino acids. The transcript has a single exon. Lineage: Eukaryota; Viridiplantae; Streptophyta; Magnoliopsida; Ranunculales; Papaveraceae.